GUGAGUUAUCCAUGGUGGAGCUGCAGGAUCCCUUCCUGGUCAGUGUUCACCUCAUUACUGACCCGGGCCAGGCCAAGUCCCUGCAGCAUGCUGCCGACACCGUCCUGGCCUGGGUCCACCCUGAACUGCAGCUCUUCCGCGUCUCCGAGAGAGCCGCCUGGCAACAGAAGCCCAAGCGCCAAUCAUGUCAUGCUUCGGCAUCUUUUUCAGCCAAUCACGGCCCUCCGCAGUGCCAGCCGGCGCUGGCCGUCAUCCUCUUCCUGCAGGAGCAGUACGGGGGCGAGGAGCAGAUCGUGACCUUACACCGUGCUCUCCGGCGCCCCCCCUGGCACUUCCACCACACCGAGAGGGUCAACAACGGCCGUAGGAUGCUCCCGCUUACUCCCUGCAGCCAAGACUUCUUCACCCUGGCCCCGGGGACUCCUCUGUGGGCGGUUCGCCAGGUUCACUACGGUAAAGAGAUCGUACGCUUCACAGUCUACUGCCGUUACGAGAGCUUCCGGGACAUGGUGCGCAUGUACCGGAUGAUCCUCCAGAGGAAGCUGGCCCAGAAGAAAGAAGACUUUUGUUUUUUCGUGGUGUACUCCAACCCGGAUACCGAGAUCCAGCUGUCAUUCAAGCGGUUGCCGAGGGGCCAGAGCCCCGCUCCUACGGAGUCGGCGGUGAUAGAGAUGAGGGUGAGGGACGUUGGGGCGUUGGUGCCCCUCCUGCCGUACCCCUGUACCCCCAUCAGUGAGGUACGCUGGCAGACUGAAGACUACGACGGGAAUAAGAUACUGCUGCAGGUCCUGUGUGCACGCUACAAGCGUAGACAUACUAUCGACCAGCCAGGAGACUCCUCCCCUGCCCCCUCGCCCCUGCCCACUGACCCAGCAAUGACUCUGCCCUCAGCGGGCACAUAUGGCCGCGGGCCUGCCUCCUACAGGAACCGGCGCUACCACCGUAACUCGUCCCGCUCCCGGACCCAAACCCUACCCCUGCCACAGACCCAGAACCAGACCCAAAGCAGGUCCAGCCAGACCUCACAAACCUCCCGUUCCCUGGCCUGUGAAGAGGAGGAAAUGGAGAUGGGGGCUCGCUCUAAAUCCUGGAGGACUGGUCGAACCCGCUCUCUGUUCUCCCUGCCCAGCCUGGCAGGGUUCACCGGCUCUCGCUCCCGCUCUGCCGGCUCCUCCCCCGGAACCUCACCCAGCCCUGCCCACCACAGAAGCCACUCCCACUCCCUCAGCUCCUCCCUGGUCCCGCCCUUCCGCCUCAACGUGGAUGCUCUGAUUGGUGCGGAGGAGACGGAUGUGGACACAGGGAUAAAGGUGGAUGCGGGCAGCAUUGUUGACCUGUCGGUAGUGUCUGCGUACUCUAGGAGUCACAGACCCACGCCACCACGCCCUCUCUCUGCACCUCCGCGGGACCCAACCCCCUCCCCAUCCCACGCCAACGUCAAGCCCAAGGCUUCAACGCUAGGCCGCCCUCCUGUUCCCAUGAGAACCAGCAGCCUGGCCUCCUCCAAUAGCAUACCUUCCACCCUGCAGCGGCCACGCCCCAACAGCGCUUUCUUGCCCCUGAGUGGCCAGCCGUCCCUGAGGGAUCCCAUCACGUGCAGCCAAUUGGACAGCUCUAACAGCAUUAUUGGGGUGGUGUCUCAGAACAGGUCUGGCAAGGAGGUCGGGGUGGAGGACGACGACCAGGAGUUCUACAUCUGACCAGUUAGUGGCGCUAGAGAGACACGCCGGCCAGCAGGAAGGGCCAGGGACACUGAGUGACAACACAGCUCUGUUCUGCUCUGCCAUCUGGGGGCUGGUUUAAGUCAGUGCAGAGGACAGUACCGUGGCGGCAGACAGACGCUUCAUUCAACUUCUUCAUGAAAUCUUUCUCACUUUGUGUUUCUAUAUAGUUUCGAACUAGAUGUUUGUGUUAUUUGUUAUUUAAUCAAGUUGUGGUAUAAAUGCAUAGAGCUUACUGAGAUGGCUUAAAAACACAUUGCAGACUACUCAAAUAUCUCAUAGUAGAAUAUUUAAAACAGAGAUGUUGUGAAACCAGACCUAUUGGACAUCAAUUAGAUUUAAAACAGAGAUGUUAUGAAACCAGACCUAUUGGACAUCAAUUAGAUUUAAAACAGAGAUGUUAUGAAACCAGACCUAUUGGACAUCAAUUAGAUUUAAAACAGAGAUGUUAUGAAACCAGACCUAUUGGACAUCAAUUAGAUUUAAAACAGAGAUGUUAUGAAACCAGACCUAUUGGACAUCAAUUAGAUUUAAAACAGAGAUGUUAUGAAACCAGACCUAUUGGACAUCAAUUAGAUUUAAAACAGAGAUGUUAUGAAACCAGACCUAUUGGACAUCAAUUAGAUUUAAAACAGAGAUGUUAUGAAACCAGACCUAUUGGACAUAGUUCUAACCGUAUGUAUCCACUUCCCACUACUCAUGUUAUCACUCAGGACAAGGCAGCUAUACGACAGUGGAGUUUCUGGCUCUCUCAAUUCAUCUAUCCUUGAUUCCUCUCUCCUCACCUCCUUCUCAGCAGUAUUGGAGGAGAAGGUCCAAGGUCACUCCCCUUUGGCCAUCUUCUCCAAUCCGUUUUGCGAAAAGGAAGUUGAGGAGAGAGGAUGCAAGGAAUCGAGGGAAGACCAAAUGAGAAAAGAACCCCUGAUUCUGACACUUUUGGUGCAGUGGGUCCCUCUGCUGGUGAUUUUGUAAUUGACGGCUAAACAGAAUCUAGUUUAUUAAAGUAGUAGUCGGUAUUAUGGAAUGCUUUUGAUUUUAACUGAUUAUUUCUAUGUUCACCAAACUUUUUAAUAUUGAUUAAAACAUCAGAUUAUGUAUGAAUUAAUUAAAAUAAAAUAAAAAAUGAA
Salvelinus namaycush (lake trout) is the source of this 2848-nucleotide messenger RNA. Its product is annotated as protein FAM124A. The annotation marks the transcript as partial. The transcript is spliced from 2 exons. The record is from RefSeq and is a predicted model, not a curated record. NCBI's taxonomy places the organism in Eukaryota, Metazoa, Chordata, Actinopteri, Salmoniformes, Salmonidae.